UGUGUCUGGUUUUGACUUUUUGUCUCUCCACAGGUGUCCCUGUUUUGGAUGUGGUAACAAGUCUCCAGAGACAAGAAAGUGAAAGAGAGACCAUGUUUUAGAGACCCCGUGUUGGCAGCCCAUUAUCUACAAUGAACAAUGAAGACGAGUUCUAUGAUGCCGUCACAGGCUUGGAUUCAGAUGAGUCGUGUGAAGGCACAUCAGAAGCCAGUUUUAAAGAUGCUGUAGUGUAUGGCGGCGCUCAGAAGAACAAUGGAGCGGUUCCUCAGAACGGAAUUAAGAAGCACAGGUCGUCUCUUCCUGCCCCCAUGUUCUCCAGGAAUGAUUUUAGUGUGUGGAGCAUUCUCAAGAAAUGUAUUGGACUGGAGCUGUCCAAGAUCACCAUGCCCAUUGUGUUCAAUGAGCCCCUGAGCUUUCUACAGAGAAUCUCUGAGUAUAUGGAGCACACAUACCUCAUCCAGAAAGCCUGCUCACAGUCCGACACUAUAGAGAGGAUGCAGACGGUAGCUGCCUUUGCUGUGUCUGCAGUCGCUUCUCAGUGGGAUAGAACUGGAAAACCUUUCAACCCGCUUUUAGGAGAAACCUAUGAACUCACACGAGAUGAUCAGGGUUUCAGACUGAUCUCAGAGCAGGUGAGUCACCAUCCGCCAAUCAGUGCAUUUCACACUGAGAGUCUGACAGGUGACUUUGUGUUCCACGGCUCCAUCUACCCCAAACUCAAGUUCUGGGGCAAAAGUGUGGAGGCAGAACCUAAAGGGACCAUCACGCUAGAGCUUUACAAGCAUAAAGAGGCAUACACAUGGACAAACCCUUUCUGCUGUGUACACAAUAUAAUUCUUGGUAAACUGUGGAUUGAACAGUACGGCACUGUAGAAAUUGUCAACCACAGUACUGGAGAGAAGUGUGUACUGAACUUUAAACCCUGUGGGAUGUUUGGAAAGGAGCUGCACAGAGUUGAAGGUUACAUCCAGGAUAAGAGUAAGAAGAAGCGCUGUGUGAUCUAUGGGAAAUGGACCGAGUGUAUGUGGAGCGUCGACCCACAGGUGUACGAGGCCCAUCGGAAACUCGAGAAGAAAGGAACAGCGGACACUAAAAAACAGAAACAGGAGGAGCCAGAAGCCGUCAACGAGGAUGCCGAUGAAAUGCCUGAAGUACAGGAGACUGUGGCAGUGAUUCCUGGUAGCACAUUAUUAUGGAGAAUAUCAUCAAGACCGCCUCAUUCAGCAGAGGUACACACACACUGUUAUGUUAAUGUGCAGAGGCCUGAAGGCACAGACACAUCAACACAUGACUUUAAGUGAAAAAACAGUCAAACAAACAAAUGGAUGAUUCCUUAAAAAGUGACACUA
Sinocyclocheilus grahami is the source of this 1349-nucleotide messenger RNA. RefSeq names its product oxysterol-binding protein-related protein 2-like. Gene Ontology annotation, molecular function: cholesterol binding. The record is from RefSeq and is a predicted model, not a curated record. NCBI's taxonomy places the organism in Eukaryota, Metazoa, Chordata, Actinopteri, Cypriniformes, Cyprinidae. The coding region runs from base 132 to 1301 and encodes 389 amino acids. The transcript has 10 exons. Gene Ontology annotation, cellular component: perinuclear endoplasmic reticulum; cytosol; plasma membrane.